UAGACUCGCCCGUCUACAGCUAUGUGAGUGAAUGGACCUGAAAAAAAGGUUAAUACAGUACAUAAUAUUUCGUAUAAUUUUUCUUUCGCGAUGGCUGCUGAAUUCAAAAUUAAGAAAAAACCCACUUUCAGGAGUAUUUUGCUGCAUAUUAAGAAAAAUUUGACUAAAGAGGAUCGAAAGGAUUUGGUGUAUUUAAAACAAUUACCCAAGAAGGAUACAGAAGAAUGUGAGCAAGAUUUCUACCAUUUUCUUGAUUACAUGUCGAACAGACCAAACGAUUUUGGUUAUGGCGAGGACGAUCCAUGGGAACUGUUUGAAGACCUGAAUGAGAUUGGACGUCAGGAUAUAUGCAACACAGUCAUGCAGAAGUAUGAAGAGCUUAAACAGUACAAGGAUUCUCAGACAAGAAGCCAAGGACAAGGAUCUACAAGCCCUUGUGGAUCAGGAACUCCUGCUCCAAACCCGCCGUCUCCUGGAUUACCUGUUGUGGGUAGUAAUAUUAGCCAAGGUCCUAUUCCAUCCCCAAGCACACCCCUAGGUCAGCUUCCUGCAUAUUAUCCAGUCUCUCCACCACACAACAGCCCAAGAUAUCAUCAAGGUGGUACUUCACCUGGAGCAAUUGCUUAUGAACCACCAUGCAAAGUCCCAGGCUCACAGUUUCAGGGUUCAACACCGGAAGCUUUCCCUACCACUUCACCUAGAGCAACAUCUUUUGAACCACCAUGCAAGGUUCCAGGCUCACAGUUUCAGGGUUCAACACCGGCAGCUUCCCCUACCACUUCACCUAGAGCAACAGCUUAUGAUCCACCAUGCAAAGUCCCUGGCUCACAGUCACAGGGUUCAACACCAGCAGCUUCUCCUACUAGUGGAAACCCACAACAGAGCUCAGCAUUAAGCCCAAAUCCUGGUGCUGGGACUACUUCUAGUCAUGGAUUAAAGAGCACAGAGCCAUUGCCACCAAUGCCAAGCAAUGUCGUCCAAAUGCAAGGUUUACCCAGUGACCAGUCAUCUGUUGGAGUGGUCCAUGCCAACAUUGGUCAAGAUGUCAGUUCAGUUAGUUUACCGAGAUCUCUAAAAAUCAAUGAACCUGUGGGUAAUCCUGCGGCUGUUGAUCAUGGCUUGAAGAGCUCAGAGCCACUCCGAACAAUGCAAAGUAGUAUGGAACCAGGGCAAGGUAAGCCUGCUUCAGCUACCCCUGCUCAUCCGUCUCCUGCUAACUCAAACUCAGUCAUCAGUACAGCAUCGCCACUUACGAGCAACGAUCCAGCUGAAAUUGGCCAUUCAGGUAAUGCUAAUGCUGAGCAGCUUUCACAUUCCAGUUCAGGAUCAAUGAUAAGUUCAGCAAGAUCCUUGCGCACUAGUGAUGAACAAGCAGCUUCACAGAUACAGAUUCGAGCACCUUCCUCUCUGCGGGCUGCUGGUAACAUGAAACACACCCUAGAAUAUGUGAUCCAACCAUCCUCAACACCUGAUCAUCUAAGGGAUGUUAUCCAAAGACUUCUCCUUGAACUCAGUCUCAUUGAGGAAGAGGAGAUUGGGACGAGUGUUAAGAGUAAUCCAAGCCAACAACAGCCUGUCAUUGGUGAAGGCGACACGGUAAGAGAUUGUGCAAAUGCACCUUCUAGAGCAGAGGUUCUCCCAGCAGAUGUUGUCAGAGAUUCUGCAUCAGAUCCAGAGCAAGUAGGUGAAUCUGCAGCAGGGGCACUUGAUUCUUCCAUUCUUGACUUCCCUCAACCUCCAACAGACAAGAAGGUUAUAUUGAGAGGCUACCAGGUGGAAUUAGCUGACCCAGGACUCCAAGGUGUCAACUAUGUAAUCUGUGCUCCAACGGGGUCAGGAAAGACCAUCACAGCAGCUCAAAUUUGCUACAAAAAUAUGAUGAAAAUGAAGGAAGCUGGCAAAGAAGAUGACUUCAAAGCCAUCUUCAUUGUUCCUACAAGGCACUUGAAGAAGCAGCAGCGAGAUUGCUUCCAAGAUCUUUUCGUUUCAGGGCAGGUUACAUCACUUGCGGAAGGGCAGAUGUUCCGUGAUGCCUUAGGGAAAGGUAAUGUAAGAGUCUUGAUGAUAACUGCCCAGGUGUUAGUGAAUGCCCUGACUCAGAAUGAAUUCAAGCUACCUGAAGUGUCUAUGCUGAUAUUUGAUGAAUGUCACCACACCACCCUGAACCAUCCUUACAAUGAAAUCAUGCGACAUUACAUGAUGGAGAAGAAAGCUGUUCUAGUUCAGCAAGGAAUACCUGAAGAGCAGUGGCCUGUAGGACAGCCUGUAAAACGUCCCCAAGGAGGAAUACCCCAGGUGGUUGGGCUAACUGCAUCGGUUGGUACAGGCACUUCUGAUGAUGCACAUGGUCACAUUGUUACGCUAUGUGCAAACUUGGAUAGCUCUGAAGUCAAGAUUGUCACCGAGCCAGAAAAUGUGCAAGAAAUGAAGCAAUGCAACAAGACGCCUGAAGAGGAUCGGAUAAUUCCAGUCCCUAAGAGAGAGUUAACCCCAGAAAGUUCCCGUUUUAUUAAAAUUCUGGAAACCGUCAUGGGAGAGAUUAAGGAGAACGUCCUUAACAAGCACCAGGAUGACUUCACCUCAAAAGGCAUCGCAUUCUACUCCCCAGCAUAUGGAACUCAAGAGUACGAGAACUGGAUUGCCAAGAUUCGUGCCUGUGCAGAGCUUCGCUUCCCCAACCUUGAAAUCUGUGCCAAUUAUCUGUUCCGUCUAAACCUAGCCUUACUGCUGUACAAUGAUUUACGUGCUAAGGAUGCACUAGAAUCUAUGGAGAUCUUCAAGCUACAGACAAAGGGGAAACAGGAUGAACUAAGGGAUGGGCGACACUGUAGGAUGAUCUAUGAGAAGAACUUGCAGGAGCUGACGGAACUAGCAAGUAAGGAGAAUCCGUUGUCUAAUCCCAAGUUACUCUGUCUACAUGAGAUGAUCAAGAGGGUGUAUAGCAAGGAACCGGAAUCAAAAGGGAUUGUGCUAGCAAGGACACGUUUUGCAACAUAUGCCUUGCUGAAUUUCAUCAAAGAUUCUGAAGAACUGAAGAAACUCAGACCUCCAAUUCAGCCAGUCCGAAUAGUCGGACAGAGCAGAGAGAUUGAUCAAGGACUAACACUAACAAGACAAGAAGCUGCGUUAGAUGCCUUCAAAAGCGCAGAUCAAGCUAAUCCCGGUGGGGUCACUCGGGGAGCUAAUCUCCUUGUGGCCACUGAUAUUGUCCAGGAAGGUUUGGAUAUUCCUGCUUGCAACGUAAUCAUCAGGUACAACUUUGUCAGCAAUGAGAUUGGAACGGUGCAAGCAAAGGGACGAGCAAGAAAAGAAGGAUCCAAAUGCUAUCUCAUCGUUGAGAGGGGAUCAGUUAAUGAAGCAAGAGAACACAAGAACAGAGAGAGGGUUACGGAGAUGGAUAAAGCGAUUCGGGAAGCAAACGCCUUACCAAAACAUGUGUGGCAUCAAGAAAUACGUCAGAGGCAGCUGACCAUCAUUAGGGACAUUGAGGAGAAAGAAGAAAGGGAGAGAAUCCAGCAAGAGGAGAGCCAGCAUGUAGAUGUCAAGCUUCUGUGCCGCGGCAAUGACUGUGGGAAAUUCAUCUGCAAAUCAUCUGACCUGGAGAGGAGACUAUCCAACUACACCUGUCGUGACCCCACUAUAAUUGCUGACAGGACAAGCAUUGUUCGAACCAGUGGUAUGACUUUUAAAGAGUCCAGAAGAAUCGGCAUUUUGGAAUGCAAAUGUGGUAACCAGCUUGGACAAGUCUUGGAGUUCAAGCGUCAGGAUGAAUGGAAACUUGGAUAUAACCUGAGCCCAAAGAGCUUCUUCUUCAUGUACAAUGAUGACCCAGACAGCAAGCGAGUCUUUGCCAAGUGGAAGAAGGUGGAUUUUCAUAUUGCUUCGGAGAUGAGAAGCAGUAAUCAAGUGGUUGAUCCUUAAAUUGGACACUCUUGCUACGCCCAGGAAAAUGUUGUUGAUGUCGAGUUGAUAAGUCACAAGGUAUAGGGUUUGAUUCCGUCCCACGGACAGAUUUUAAUCAACGUCUACGAUUGCGACACUUUUCCUAUAGGUGAACUAAUUGUGUACCUGGUAGGAUGUAUUCCAUAAAUGCACUGAGAGCUACGAUUAUCGUAGCUAGAGCCGGGGUAAUAAUAUACAAAUAUUGACUGCUUUAAGGGGCAUGGUUAUAAUUAUUUCCCAAGGUGAUCUCAAAACUGUACUGAGACCUGAGAUGAAGUUGAGGGGCAUAUAGUACAGUCUUGAGAUCACAGAGGAGCUAUAAUUUUAACCUUUGACCACAAAAUGAGCAGUCGAUAUUUGUUUGAUAUACUGCAUCCCAAUGUCUAAAAAGAGAUAUUUCAACAAAACAUGCCUGACAAAAUGAAUGUAUCUGUAGAGUCUGGGGAAAUUUACCCAUCUAAGAUCAUUGGCGUCUCACUGCCCAUAUUCAGUGUUAACUUCACUCACAACCAUUGCGUCCUUGUAUUGUACGCGCAAGUAGAACUAUGCCCAGUCAAUAUUUUUUUGCUAUACUGCCCAGCAGUCAGUAGCGAAUUUCUUGCCUGCAGUUUGACCAAUCAAAGGCCUAGAAUUUUGAUACGCCGUAUUUAUACUGCUUUGUAUGAAGGGCAUGCAGUCAUUAUUCCAUGAUGUAAUACAUGCCUUAAAAUCAGGAAUAGAAUGUUAAUAUCAUGAUUAUAUCAGAAUCGUUCUGCAAAAUCACUUGUUGCUGCUUUGACCUUUGAACUUUGCAAGCUACACUGGGGUUCAUCUAUAGAUAAUUAGACCAAAAUAGACCUCUACAUAUAUACCUGUCUUUGUGAAGUUGGAGAAGUGUGAUGUUCCUUUUGCUGCAGAGAAGAAAUAAUGAAUUGGCCAGUCAUACAGCCCUAAUCUUUAUGAGAGGAGAAGUUGUAUACAAAUUUUUAACAAAGAAACCUUGUUUAUAGAGUCGAUAGUGUUGUUUAUAGAAUCAAGCAUCAACUUCAUAGAAUCAACGAGCAGAUAAGGUGUACCCAUGAGAUACAUGUUCAAGUAUAUUAUGUCUUAAAGAUUAUGAAAGAAAUAUCAGUGUACGUCACUGGCAUUGGUUCUUGUGCUUUUUAGUGAAUGUCAUUUUCAGUAUGUUUUUCUCUUCUUUAAUUUUCUGAUAUUUUACUAGUCCAUACAUUUCAUUUUGUGCAUGAUAAUCAAUUCAACAUGACCUGUAGCUAGGUCUUCUCCAAAUACAAUUCCAUGAUAUGAUCUCAAGGUUAGCUCUAAGAUUGCAAUUGUGUACCUGCUGGUUUUGGGAUACUGUGCUUUAAAAACAUAGAUUAUUUCUUUCACUUUUUGUUUUGUGUUAAUGUGUAAAGGUAUUAUGUGCGAUUUCUUUGUUUUCUCUAAGCAAACACCAAAUAUGUAUGUGCAUGUUUAUCUGAAUUAAUAUACCAGAGAAAGAGUAAUAUAUAUUUCAAAUUGCGGCCAGUUUUAUAGAUGUAGACAUCUAAUAUGCCUGUGAGAGAGAAUCAAAGAAGAAGAAGAUAUAUAUAUUAUAUAUUUGUUAUCAAGAUUUAUGAAUUCAAUGAAAGUCAUCAUGAAUAGAUUCUAAAUUUUGUCCUUAUCACCGUGACCACUUUUGUAGAGCCAGUUAUCAUCUGUUCGGAGCAAGAAGGACUGUCAUGCAGAGUCAGCACCCUUCUGGCUCCAAAAGGACUCUAUUAGAAUAGAUGUUCAAGAUACUGUACAUGUAUUUGAGCUUGAAACAGUUGAAUCCUAAUCCAGAAUGCCUAUUUGUAUUACCAGUACAUAUUCAAUGCAAACACCCAUGAAAUGCCAUUGGCCCUAUGGUUGAUACAUUUUAUUAGGUUUAGGGUAGGGAUUAGGGUCAGUUUAAGGGUAGCAUUACCUUUAAUAAGCCAAACAAUUAGAUCCAAAUGUUUCACUAUAUAGAAUUAAUUAUGUUGGCUUAAAGCUUAUCGAUCACCAAAUUGUAUUCUGCUCUGUAUGUUAGCAGUUUCAAGUUGUAAUGCUGUUUUCAAAAUAUGACUUUCAAUAUGACUUCUGUAAAAAGAUUUUACAAGUUUAAGUACACUCUCUUUUAACAUUAAUAAAAUGAAAUUGUGAGUAGAUCACUUGAUGUACCCGUACGCACUCGCAUAAUAAUUAUGGGGCCCGCACGGAACCCAUAUCUGACUUGGGUUCUAUGUUUGCGAUUUUAUGUUGUUCAUUAUUUUCUUCAUACUCCUUAUCCAUUAGCCCAUAUAAACCCGAGUGAAGUUUAUUGAGGUUGAUUUUAUCCAUUCUGGCUGCAUGUGAAUGUAGACCAAUUGUUUUGUGUUUUCUGUAAGGUGAUUGGUACACUUUAAGACCAAACGGUACACAGAACCAAUGUGUUUGCUGGUAAUCUUUAAAUUUCUCU
This is a messenger RNA of Strongylocentrotus purpuratus (purple sea urchin), 6382 nucleotides long. Its product is annotated as interferon-induced helicase C domain-containing protein 1. Lineage: Eukaryota; Metazoa; Echinodermata; Echinoidea; Camarodonta; Strongylocentrotidae. The transcript is spliced from 8 exons. The record is from RefSeq and is a predicted model, not a curated record. Gene Ontology annotation, cellular component: cytoplasm. Gene Ontology annotation, molecular function: hydrolase activity; DNA binding; ATP binding. Gene Ontology annotation, biological process: regulation of apoptotic process. Bases 91 to 3921 code for a protein of 1276 amino acids.